Molecule: messenger RNA, 1057 nt
Organism: Salvia hispanica
Lineage: Eukaryota; Viridiplantae; Streptophyta; Magnoliopsida; Lamiales; Lamiaceae
Product: homeobox-leucine zipper protein HAT22-like
Biological process (GO): regulation of DNA-templated transcription
Molecular function (GO): DNA-binding transcription factor activity, RNA polymerase II-specific; sequence-specific DNA binding
Source: RefSeq, a predicted model, not a curated record
CUCAUCUCUCUCGCCCCACACAACAAAAACAAGCUACCCUCUCUCUCUCUCUCUCUAAAACACAUAGCACAGCACAGACCUUUCCCUUUGCCAUAUAAAAAGAUAAGGUGAAGCAAAAUCAAUGGGUGUUGAAGAAGAAUCAUGCCAAACCCGUCUAGUUUUAGGAUUGGGAUCAAUUAGAGGAGAGUCGAAGAAAUCGCCACCUCUGACUCUCAGCCUGUUUGGUGAAACCAUAGAUGAUCUGUGCGGAGGGCAAGACAGCGCCGCCUCUUCCCUGUCUAACGUGAGCGUCAAGAGAGAGAGGGACGAGGAGGUCGAUGAGACAGAAGAUCACCGAGUUUCAUCGGACGACGACGGACCAAAUGGGAGGAAGAAACUUCGGCUUAACAAAGCUCAGUCUGCGCUCUUGGAGGAAAGCUUUAAGCACCACACCACUCUCAAUCCCAAGCAAAAGCAAGAGCUGGCCAGGGAGUUGAAGCUGAGGCCACGCCAGGUUGAAGUUUGGUUCCAGAACAGAAGAGCCAGGACUAAGCUGAAGCAAACAGAACUAGACUGUGAGUUAUUGAAGAGAUGCUGCGAGUCGCUGACCGACGAGAACCGGCGUCUGCACAAGGAGUUACACGACCUCAAGGCCCUCAAAUUAGCGGCGCCGCUCUACAUGCACCUGCCCCCGGCCGCCACCCUCGCCAUCUGCCCCACCUGCGAAAGGAUCAGCGGCACCACCGCCUCUUCCGAAAAAGCAGCCAAGACCCCUUUUGCUAAGCCACACUUCUACAAUCCCUUCACCAAUCCUUCCGCAGCGUGUUAAUUAGGAAUUUUUAUAUAUAUUAUACAUAUGUUUAUUAAAGAAUUAGUAACUUUUUUUUUGUUCAGUUUAAUUAGGUCCUUAGUGAAAAAUAUCUAGUUACAGAAAUUGGAUAGAUAGUAAAGUGUUGUUAAUGCUGUUUUUCUUUUCUUUAUUUGUAUUUUAAUUUAGUGUAUAUGAUCUAUGAUUUUAGAUUUAGGUGUAGUGAAGGAAUUAUUGAUUGUUGUUUUCUUGAUGACACUUGCAUGUGCC